Molecule: messenger RNA, 5937 nt
Organism: Neopsephotus bourkii (Bourke's parrot)
Lineage: Eukaryota; Metazoa; Chordata; Aves; Psittaciformes; Psittacidae
Gene: VIRMA
Product: vir like m6A methyltransferase associated
Exons: 24
Coding region: 81-5564 (1827 amino acids)
Cellular component (GO): RNA N6-methyladenosine methyltransferase complex
Molecular function (GO): RNA binding
Source: RefSeq, a predicted model, not a curated record
AGCCCCUCCCGCCUCUGUGUCGCCGGCCCGGAAGCGCUCUGGCCGGCGCCCGGAAGCCCUUCACCUUCGGCCGAGCCAAGAUGGCGGUGGACACCGCAACUGAGCUGCUGUUUUUAGACACGUUCAAGCACCAGAGCGCGGAGCAAAGUACCAAUAUAGAUGUAGUUCGUUUUCCGUGUGUGGUUUACAUAAAUGAAGUACGUGUCAUUCCUCCAGGAGUGAGAGCUCAUACAAGUUUGCCUGACAAUAGGGCUUAUGGAGAGACAUCUCCACAUACAUUUCAACUGGACUUGUUUUUUAACAAUGUCAGCAAGCCAAGUGCCCCUGUUUUUGAUAGGCUAGGGAGCCUUGAAUAUGAUGAGAACACUUCAAUUAUAUUCAGACCCAAUGCAAAGGUCAACACGGAUGGAUUGGUUCUAAGAGGAUGGUACAACUGUCUGACUUUGGCAAUAUAUGGCUCAGUCGACAGGGUAGUAAGUCAUGAGAGAGAGUCACCUCCUCCACCCCCACCUCCGCCACCACCUCCCCAGCAACAGCCUGGUUUGAAAAGAAACCCAAAACAUGUUGAUGGAGAGAAAGAAGACCAGUUCAAUGGCAGUCCUCCAAGACCACAACCUAGGGGACCAAGGACACCUCCAGGCCCUCCUCCUCCUGAUGAUGAUGAUGAUGAUGAACCUAUGCCUGUGUCAGUGGUUGGGGAAAAAGAAGAUGAUGUGGACCAUAGGGAAGAUUACUUUGAGCCCAUUUCUCCUGAUCGAACAUCCAUUCAUCAAGAAAGCCAGUAUUCUGAUGAUGGAGAAGUUGAGGAAGAUCAACAAGAAGAAGGAGAUGAUGAAGAUGAUGUGGAUGUUGAGGAUGAAGAGGAUGAGGAGGAUGAUGACGAUGAUGAUGAUGGGCAUACAGUAGAGAGUAUUGCUGAUGAGGAAGAGGAGGAGGAGGAGGAGGAAGAUGAAGACGAUGAAGAGGGUGAAGAGGAGGAAGAAGGUGAAGGAGAUGAUGGAUAUGAGCAGAUAUCAAGUGAUGAAGAUGGAAUUGCUGAUCUGGAACGUGAAACAUUUAAGUAUCCAAGCUUUGAUAUUGAAUAUACUCCUGAGGAUCUGGCAUCUGUGCCUCCUGUGACAUACGAACCUUUUGAAAAGGAGCUUGGACCUCUUUUGUACUUCAGCUGCCCUUACAAGACUGUAUUUGAAAAUGAAGUUGGUAAAAUAAAGGACCAAGACCCAGAAAAAGAAAAUUCAGGGGCAGUGGAAGCCUCAGUUAAGUUAACUGAACUGUUGGAAUUAUAUCAGGAGGAAAGGGGUGCAAAGUGGGUCACUGCAUUAGAAGAAAUUCCAAGUUUAAUAGUAAAAGGAUUGAGCUACCUGCAGGUGAAAGACACAAAGCAAAACUAUAUUACCCAGCUAGUAGACUGGACCCUGCAAGCUUUAAACCUUCAGGUAGCUCUCAAACAGCCCAUUGCGUUGAACGUCCGACAACUCAAAGCUGGGACAAAAUUGGUAUCGUCGUUAGGAGAAUGUGGGACUGAAGGAAUAACAGCACUCUUGCAGGCAGGAGUUAUUAAUGUAUUAUUUGACCUGUUGUUUGCAGACCAUGUAUCGUCUUCCCUUAAACUUAAUGCUUUUAAAGCUUUGGAUAGUGUUAUUAGUAUGACUGAGGGAAUGGAAAUGUUUCUCAGAGGUGGUGUAGAUGUGCAUGAGAAAAGUGGUUAUCAGAAACUCGUGGAACUCAUACUGUUAGAUCAGACUGUGAGGGUAGUUACUGCUGGUUCUGCAAUUCUGCAGAAAUGUCACUUCUAUGAGGUUUUGUUAGACAUUAAAAAGGUGGUUGAUCAGUUAGCAGAGAACACUCCUCCUCUUCCUAAUCACACCGAAUCAGAACAGGAGCAGGAUUUGGCAGGACUUGAAAGAACCAACCAAGAGUAUGAGAAUGAUGUGGAGGCUCCUAUGGACAUGGAUCAUCUUUUGGAAUCUUCUAAUAUAAGCGAAGGAGAGAUGGAAAAACUUGUUAGUCUUCUUGAAGAAAUCUUCCAUUUGAUGGAAACUGCUCCUCAUACAAUGAUUCAGCCACCUGUGAAAUCUUUCCCAACCGUGGCACGUAUUACAGGCCCUCCAGAAAGGGAUGAUCCUUACCCUGUCCUGUUCAGAUAUCUUCAUAGUCACCAUUUCUUGGAAUGCAUUACUUUGCUACUGUCUAUGCCAGUGACAGGCGCACAUCCAGGCGUGCUGCAAGCUAUACGAGAUAUAUUGCGCUUCCUGGCACAGUCACAGAAGGGGCUUCUUUUCUUUAUUUCUGAGUAUGAAGCAACAAACUUGUUGAUUAGAGCACUCUGUCAGUUUUCUGAUCCGGAUCAGGAGGAAGGUCUCCAGUCAGAUGGUGCCAAUGAGGAUACUUUUGCCCUGUGGCUCCUGCAUUCAACACAGACAUUACAGUGCAUUUCAGAAUUAUUCUGCCACUUUCAGCGGUGCACAGCCAGUGAGGAGACUGACCAUUCAGAUCUACUAGGAACACUUCACAACCUUUACUUGAUCACCUUUAACCCUGUGGGAAGGUCUGCUGUGGCUCAUGUGUUCAGUCUGGAGAAAAAUCUCCAAAGUCUUAUUACUUUAAUGGAAUAUUAUUCCAAAGAAGCUUUAGGAGACUCAAAGUCUAAGAAGUCAGUUGCAUAUAAUUAUGCCUGCAUCCUUGUUUUGUUGGUGGUUCAAUCUUCAAGUGAUGUCCAAAUGCUGGAACAGCACUCGGUGCCUUUGCUGAAGCUUUGUAAAGCAGACGAAAAUAACACCAAAUUGCAAGAGCUCAGCAAAUGGCUUGAACCUUUGAAAAAUCUUAGAUUUGAAAUAAAUUGUAUCCCAAAUCUCAUUGAAUAUAUCAAGCAGAAUAUUGACAGUUCGAUGACCCCAGAUGGAGUUGGUAUUCCUACUGCACUUCGUGUUCUUUGUCAUGUUGCAUGUCCACCACCAAUGGUAGAAGGUCAACAGAAAGACCUUAAAUGGAAUCUUGCGGUUAUUCAGCUCUUUUCUUCUGAGGGAAUGGACACCUUCAUCCGGGUGUUACAGAAGCUGAACAGCAUACUUAUUCAGCCUUGGCGACUCCAUGUCAACAUGGGCACCACGCUUCACAGAGUUACUACAAUUUCCAUGGCCCGCUGUACACUUACUCUUCUUAAAACUAUGCUAACAGAACUCCUGAGGGGUGGAUCUUUUGAAUUCAAAGACAUGCGUGUUCCAUCAGCACUGGUUUCUUUACACAUGCUCAUGUGUUCUAUUCCUCUCUCAGGCCGCUUAGAUAGUGAUGAGCAAAAAAUACAAAAUGACAUUGUUGAUAUUUUACUGACUUUUACACAAGGGGUUAAUGAAAAACUUACCAUUUCUGAAGAAACUUUGGCGAACAAUACUUGGUCUUUAAUGCUGAAGGAAGUUCUCUCUUCAAUUUUGAGAAUUCCCGAAGGCUUUUUCUCUGGACUUAUACUGCUUUCAGAGCUGUUGCCUCUUCCACUGCCCAUGCAGACGACCCAGGUAAUUGAACCACAUGAUAUUUCAGUGGCACUCAACACCAGGAAGCUGUGGAGUAUGCAUCUUCAUGUCCAGGCCAAACUGAUACAAGAAAUAGUUCGAUCUUUCUCUGGUUCAUCUUGCCAGCCUAUUCAGCAUAUGUUGAGACGUAUUUGUGUUCAGUUGUGUGACUUGGCUUCACCUACUGCUCUUCUUAUCAUGAGGACUGUAUUGGACCUGAUUGUAGAAGACCUACAAAGCAACACAGAAGAUAAAGAGAAACAGUACACUGGACAGACCACUCGAUUGCUUGCUUUAUUGGAUGCCCUGGCUUCACAUAAAGCUUGUAAAUUGGCAGUUUUGCAUCUUAUUAAUGGAACUUCUAAAGGUGAUGAAAAGUAUGCAGAGGUUUUCCAGGAGCUUUUGGCUUUGAUGCGGUCAGCUGGGGACAAUGUCACGCAUCAACAGUGCGCUGAAUAUGUAACUUCCCUUUUGCAGUCUCUCUGUGAUCAGGAUAUUGCACUCAUUUUACCAAGUUCAUCAGAAGGUUCUGUGUCUGAAUCAGAGCAGCUUUCCAACUCUUUACCAAGCAAAGAACUGAUGCCCUUGAUUUGUGACUGUCUGAUGGAAACAUUAACUAAUACUGAGAGCAGUUACAAUUGUCUGCUGCAGUGUAUCCGAACAAUGAUGUUCCUGACUGAGCAUGAUUAUGGCUUCUAUCACUUAAAGAGCUCCCUAAGAAAACACAGCAGUGCUCUCUACACUGUAUUAAAGCGAGUAAUAACUAGUUUUAGCAAAGACACAGGUGAACUGGCCUCUUCAUUUCUGGAUUUCACGCGACAGAUUCUGAACUCCGAUACGCUGGGAUGUUGCGGAGAUGAUGGAAGCCUUAUGGAAACAGAUGGAUCUCAUCCAGGGAGAACGCUGGGUCUGACUACUGCAGAGUUAAAACAUCUACUGCAGAACAAAGAAGAAACCCCAGAAAACCUGCUACUUGAUCUGGAGAAGCAUGUUAUGGAUUGUUCAAAGGAAGAUGAUGGCCUUGAAUCCUUACUGGACAACAUUGUUGGAGUGAGGCAGAUGUUGGAAUCUGCAGGUGAUUCUUGUCCCCUGAGUGACCAAGAUGUAGAGCCUGUUCUUUGUGCACCAGACUCUCUUCAGAAUUUGUUUAACAACAGGACUACAUAUGUGUUGUCAGAUGUGAUGGAUGACCAGCUGAAGUCCAUGUGGUUCUCACCCUUUCAGGCUGAAGAAAUAGACACUGAUCUGGACAUGGUAAAAGUUGACUUGAUUGAACUGUCAGAGAAGGGCUGCAGUGACUUUGACUUGCAAGCUGAGUUAGAGAGGUCAUUUUUGUCAGAGCCAUCAUCUCCUGGACGCACAAAAACCACAAAAGGGUUCAAACUCGGCAAGCACAAGCACGAGACCUUCAUAACUUCGAGUGGAAAAUCUGAGUACAUAGAGCCUGCAAAGAGAGCUCAUGUUGUACCACCACCAAGAGGAAGAGGCAGAGGAGGAUUUGGACAAGGGAUUCGACCGCAUGAUAUCUUCCGUCAGAGGAAACAGAACACGAGCAGGCCGCCCUCCAUGCAUGUGGAUGACUUUGUUGCUGCAGAGAGCAAAGAAGUUGUUGCUCCAGACGGGAUACCACCAGCCAAAAGGCCACCAAAAGUGUCACAGAAGAUUUCUUCACGUGGUGGGUUCUCAGGGAAUCGAGGAGGACGAGGAGCUUUUCACAGUCAGAACAGGUUCUUUACACCACCUGCUUCAAAAGGAAAUUACAGUCGUCGUGAAGGUGCUCGAGGCUCAAGCUGGAGCGCACAGAGUACACCCAGGGGAACCUACAAUGAUAGUAGAGGUGGUCAAAGCAAUUUUAACAGGGGUCCACUGCCACCACUGAGACCAUUAAGUUCAGCAGGCUACCGACCGAGCCCUCGGGAUCGUGCUUCCAGAGGCCGGGGAGGAAUCGGACCAUCUUGGACAAGUGCUAAUAGUAGUAGCAGUGGUGGCUCAAGAGGGAAGUUUGUUAGUGGAGGCAGUGGAAGAGGUCGUCAUGUACGUUCCUUCACACGAUAAAAUGAGACCCAAUGGAACAGCCCAACCAUAUGGACUUGUGUGAAGAUGACAAAGAAAGGAGCGGCACUAAAGGACCAAUUCAGAGUUACUGCUCUCUGAAGGACACCAAGAGAAUAUUUUUGCCUGAAGAAAAGUUUUUGUUUGAUACAAGACUUGAAAUUUCAAUAAAAUCAAGACCUUUUGUGUACAAUUGUAAAUUUUUUGUUCCUUUUGAAAGAAUGUUUUUUUUGUGGACUUCAGUAGACAAUGCUCAGUAAAGAACCUCUUUGAGACUUGAAGGACUUCUAAAAUACUCAUUGUGCCAAAAGAAAGGUACAGGCGUUUUGUGUGUGACUUACUACCGCAAGAAGAUCAAAUAUAUAUAUGUAUAUGU